CCAAAAUGUAAUGUCAAGUGCUAAAUCUUGUAUUAUUCUUUUUUGCAAGUGUUAAAAAUAAAAUAUCUUGUUGAGCUAGUUGUUAACUACUAAUAUAAUCAAAGUUUUUACAUAUUUUACUAUGUGUGACAAGAAAAAAGAAUGAUCGUAGUUGCAUAAGUCGCGAAAAAUCUGUAUCGAUUUGUGUAUUUCGGAGAUCUCGUUGUAUUCAUUUUUGAAUUGUGUGUAAAACAAUGGGCGUUUUAAUUUUCGUCUGUCUUUUCUUAAAAGCUAUAUCAUCUUGUCAAGCUUCUGGCACAGAUAUAGCUUUAGACGCAAAAGCCACAUUAUUACAUCGUAUCGACAGUUUAAAUUUAUUAAUUUACACCUGUCUUCUUACUCUUACGGUCCUAACUAUUUGGGUGUUUAAACAUCGACGUGUUAGCUGGCUUCAUGAAACUGGUUUGGCUGUAAUUUAUGGUCUAAUAGUUGGAGCCAUUAUUCGUUAUGCAGGCAGCACAAAUCAAAUCACACACAUUGAUGUGCACCCAGCACCUGAUACUAAUUAUAACUUGUCAGUGCCGCCUGAUGUGUUGCGUUUCUACUUUCCGGAUAAAAUAAAAAUAUCAGGUGGAGAUGCUCCAGUACCAAAUAAGACAUAUGCAUACAGUUUCCGAGGAGAAAUUGUGAAUAUCGAACAAAAUGAGAUAGAUCUGAAAGCAACAUUUGAUCCUGAAAUAUUUUUCAAUAUUAUUCUCCCUCCUAUUAUUUUCCAUGCUGGGUAUUGUCUCAAAAGGAAAUAUUUCUUUCGGAACUUGGGAGCAAUAUUAACAUUUGCAAUGGUUGGAACUGCUCUCUCAGCCUUGGUCAUUGGUGCUCUGAUGUAUGGCUGCGUUCAGCUAAUGCCAGCUUCAUUAGCUGCUAGCUUUACAUUCUUAGACACACUCUACUUUGGUGCAUUAAUCUCGCCAACCGAUCCCUUAACUGUAUUAGCUAUAUUUUCACAAUUAAAGGUAGAUGUUAAUCUAUAUGCUAUGAUAUUUGGUGAGAGUGUUCUUAAUGAUGCUGUGGCUUUAGUACUCAGCGGAGCUAUACAAAAUUAUGAGAAGAGAUACUCUAACGAUGGUGGCUUCGAGAUCACUGCAUUCCUUGGGGCCAUAGGAGACUUCAUUGGCAUAUUCAGUCUUUCAUUACUUGUUGGUGCUUUUAUAGGAUGCCUGACUGCAUUGAUGACCAAGUUCACACAUGUGCGAGAUUGGCCACUUCUGGAGUCGGCGCUUUUUGUGCUGACGUCAUACGCUGCGUUCCUCAUAGCUGAAGUGUGCGAAUUGACUGGUGUGGUGGCUGUGCUUUUCUGUGGCAUUUGUCAAGCGCAUUACACAUACAACAACCUGUCCUCGGAUUCACGCAACCGGACCAAACAACUAUUUGAACUGCUCAACUUCUUGGCUGAAAACUUCAUAUUCACAUACAUUGGUGUGUCUAUGUUCACGUUCCCGAAACAUCACUUCGAUCCGUGGUUCAUUAUCGCUGGUUUCAUCACCUCUGCUCUCGGGCGUGCUGUCAAUAUCUACCCCCUCUCAUUCCUCUUGAACCUGGGACGGAAACCGCCUAUACCAAUGAAUUUCCAGCAUAUGCUAUUUUUCUCUGGACUCCGAGGUGCGAUGUCAUUCGCUCUGGCGAUCAGAAACACCGUGUCUGAAGCGAGACAGGCGAUGCUCACCACCACGUCGCUGAUCGUCAUCGCCACCGUGGUGCUGCAGGGCGGCGCCGCCACGCAUGCGCUGGCCUACCUCCGCAUACCGACCGGACAAGGUCAAAAUGAUGAGAACGAAGCUCUUCCAUACCGCGACGUGAGAAGUCCUCCCGAAAUGGGUUUCGGCCUCCGAAAUUUGGACUCGACUCAACAAACCAGUUGUGACAGGGAGAGAGGAUCGGGUGAGGGCGUAAGCGGUGAGAAGGCAAGACUGGCCCGGCUAUGGGGCGCUGUGGACUCACGCCUACUCAAGCCACUGCUAACACACGCGCGUCCACCCCUAACGGAAACGUUGCCGGCGUUCAUGAGUCCGCUAGCUCGAAUCCUGACUACCACACACCAGUACACUCAAGGAGAUAGUAGUCUUCGAAGAGCUGACUCUGAUUCCGACCUAUGUAUUGACGAACCACAUCCAGUUCCAACUAGCAUCGACCCACAGCAAUUAUGGCCUGGACUCGUCGACACAAGGAUCUCUGUAGAAGGUAUCACCGGCAGUAAUAUUUAGACUUUUCGGAACAACUUUAUUUUGUAUCAACUGAGUGCCACACAUUAAGAGAGAUACCUCAACUAGUAAUUUCGUGAAGUAAACUGUCAUUUUAUCUACCCUAUAAAAACAACAUUCGGCAGAGUAUUUUGCUAUUGGGUGCAGAAUUACAUGCAUAAUAGCGGCCUGG
Molecule: messenger RNA, 2409 nt
Organism: Chilo suppressalis (striped riceborer)
Lineage: Eukaryota; Metazoa; Arthropoda; Insecta; Lepidoptera; Crambidae
Source: the annotation of a GenBank genome assembly